Messenger RNA from Eruca vesicaria subsp. sativa (arugula), 570 nucleotides. Lineage: Eukaryota; Viridiplantae; Streptophyta; Magnoliopsida; Brassicales; Brassicaceae. The record is from the annotation of a GenBank genome assembly.
AUGUCGGAACCAUCUCCACUCUCUGAUCCUUACGCUUACAUGAGGAACAAAGAUGACUCCAUCACUCGCUACCCCACCAGAAUCAAAGACAUCCUUAUCGUGAAGAAAACCUCCACGUGGAUGCGUCUCUACGUCCCCACACCCGUACUAAACGGCGACGUUUCAUCUGAAAAACUCCCACUCGUCGUCUACUUCCAUGCCGCGUGUUCAACGUGUUCCUUAUGGGGACACACUCCGGUGGUAACGUGGCUUACAACGUCUCCCUGGAUGAUUUGUCUCCCUGUAUUCGCUAACCGGGAUCACGUGUAUUCAAAUCCGACGGUGGGAUAUGGACCGGAUAACAUGGAGGAAAUGGGAAGGUUGGGAUGGAAGGUGAUGGUGAGUGGAGGAGAAGAAGAUCCGCUGAUAGAUAGGCAGAGAGAUGUGGCCAAGUUGAUGAAGGAGAAGGGUGUCCAUGUGGUGGAGCGUUUUACUGACGGCGAUGUUUACAGAUUUGAGCUCGGUUAUACGUCCGAGACUCAAACUCUGUUUGCUUCUAUCCGAAAUUUCAUCUCAUCUUCUGCACCCUAA